AAAUCUUGCAAACUGUGACAUGAUUUCCUUAUAAAAUGUUCCGUGAUUAUGGAACUGGAUUCAUUGCAGUUGGUGCGUUCGGUUUGGUUACAUUUGAGGAAGAUUGUUUUAGUUUGCGGAGGUUGAAAAGUUAUAAAGUUUUUUUCAUGUCAGUGAAAAUGUUCAGCAAAAAUGUGGUCGUGUUUGUGGUGGUCGCCUUAACUGGAAUCGAAUGCGCCUAUGCUCAGAGCAACAACUGGCGCCGGCCGAACGAAACCAACUACUCCGAAGCGUCGGCAACGAACGAUCGUACUCAGCGGCUCGGCCUCACCACCGGCUACGGGGGCGGACUGAAUGGGUACGGUUACUCCAGCUCGGGCGUUGGAGGUUACGCACCGCUCAAGAUCGACCUGGGUGGCGUCGUCCUGGGAACGUUGGUUGGUAUCGGGGCUCUGCUGAUCCUGCCCAAGCUGGUGACGGCCUUCGGUGGUGGAGGCUACGGUGGAGGUCACUACCGUAGCGAGAACGGAGACGGAGACUUCAGCCAGCUGUUGAACAAAGUCGAUGACAUGUUGGCUCAGAACAACAUCGAUUCGGGUUCCUGCAUGCAGAAGGCCAUCUGUACGUACGUACAGAAGUCCGACUACCACAUGCAGGUCGGAACCGCCGAUCAAGUUGAGCAUAUGAUCUUGGCGCUGGCAGAAAACUCUCUUGUGGACUACAUGUUGGAUGGAACCGCAAUCAAGGAAGCGAUCAAGAACGGCAAAGCUCAGAGCCGAUCCUGUGACGAAAUCUACAAAUCUUGCCCUCUGGAUCGGCAAUCCGCACUGCAGGUGUUCAAAAAAAUGUUCCCCAUGGGCGGGAAUUAAAACACCCUCGAUCAACACUCUUCGCUUAUAAUACUUGACAACACCCUCUUUCUUGAAAAACUUAGUACAUAUCGCCACAACUGUGCCGUAUUUGACGAACCACGAACCCCUCAUUCCGAAUGAAAUUUUGCCACACGCCUACUAUGUUUCCAUGAAUGUGGCUCUGCUGUAGCACACGCGACGCGUUUAGUGAAUCAUCGCCGUUUGUCGUGAGUCUCCAUUUUGCAUAUCUGAAGCGUGACACGCAGCCGAUCAUCUCAGCGGAUAGCGCCGCGGCCAAGAAUAGGUUGAAAUCAAAAGUAAUAUUCACAAGCAUCACAAGGAGGUGGCAAAUACUCAACCUGAUUCCAAAAAAGCGCUGAUGGCCCGCAGUCAUCGUCCGCAAGCGAGUGGUUCUAUUUCGGGAAAAUUCCAACACAAAUAACACACCGCACCCACCACCACCGCCACCGACUGAUCGUCCAACGGGGCCGCGUUUCGAGGUUAAAUAUUUAGUGUGUAGCUCACCCACUGCUAAAAGAGGCGGUAAAUCAACAUCGCGUUUUGGGGAAUGGCAACUGUUUACAACAGAAAAUUUUAAUUUUUCGGGAAUGCGGGAAAUAACGACGUCGCAAAAGAAUGACACGUUCAGUAACGAAUGCACUCUUUGCAAUAGCUAUAAUUUUUAUGAUGCUUUUGUUUCCGGUUUGCCAGUUGUUCUACUUUCUAUCGCUUGCAAAUCAUAAAUUGAAUAAAAAAAAACAAACACCAAAAAAAAUGUUUAUGAAGGGGACUCAAUUUUAGUACUGUAAGAAUUGAAUGUGAGGAAGACCAGUGUAAAUAAAUAUGCUUUAAUGCGAUAAACGAGCAAACAUGAA
Messenger RNA from Armigeres subalbatus, 1705 nucleotides. RefSeq lists its product as uncharacterized. The transcript is spliced from 4 exons. The coding region runs from base 36 to 848 and encodes 270 amino acids. The record is from RefSeq and is a predicted model, not a curated record. Lineage: Eukaryota; Metazoa; Arthropoda; Insecta; Diptera; Culicidae.